Botrytis sinoallii is the source of this 417-nucleotide messenger RNA. RefSeq lists its product as uncharacterized. Bases 1 to 417 code for a protein of 138 amino acids. The record is from RefSeq and is a predicted model, not a curated record. The transcript is spliced from 2 exons. NCBI's taxonomy places the organism in Eukaryota, Fungi, Ascomycota, Leotiomycetes, Helotiales, Sclerotiniaceae.
AUGAUAGAUGCACCCAGUGUAUCAUCUGGCAAUGGGAGAGAGCGUUUUUUCGUUGAUCUCACAAGAAACAACUGGCAUUUCACCCGGGGUCGGAUAUCUAAUGCUGUCCAUGAUGGCACACCCCAAACCAGAACCCUGUUUCCGACUGGUCCUGCAUCAGAAAGACUCUGGGGUGGAAGAUCUGCAGAGAAUGACAGAAUUGAUGCAUUUGGUUGUCCCGUGGACUCUGAGAAUGUAGGUUUCCCGAAUUGUAGAAGGCGUUUUAGAAGCAGACGGACUACUCGAGGUGAACACGUUGGUGAGGGUGGAUCUUUUCGGGGAGGUGCAUCUGUACGUAGAGGCGAGCCUGCUCGUGGAGGUUCACAUAAUUCUGGGUUCUUUACCCCCGGCGGAACCUCGCAAUCUCGAGGAUGUUAA